Molecule: messenger RNA, 927 nt
Organism: Hypoxylon fragiforme
Lineage: Eukaryota; Fungi; Ascomycota; Sordariomycetes; Xylariales; Hypoxylaceae
Exons: 1
Coding region: 377-811 (144 amino acids)
Source: RefSeq, a predicted model, not a curated record
CGACUGCUUUCGAGAUGACUUGCGUCCGACGACGGGAGGUGAACGGUGUGUAUCGGUACAUAGGAAAGGAACCGGUGGAGAAGCGGAGAAAAAAAAGAAAAAAAAAAGAAAGGUCCCGCAAUAAAACCCAAGAGGCUUUACCACCAAGCAGGGUUUAAUGUGUUUUGGAUAUCUUUUUUUUUCUUUUUUUCUUCUUCUUCCAUAUCAGGAAAAACAAGGGGGGAGUCUGGCGGUGAACAAGAAGGAAGGAAUGGAGAAGGGAGAAUGGUGAAUGGAGGAGACGAAGAAGAAGAAAAUAGGCCGCUAGUGUGGUCGAUGAGAUGCAGCCCAGCCUAAAGUGACGGCAUAGGGAUCGAAAUGCUUGGAAAAGGCAUUUAUGUAUGCACUAUGUGUGUGUGUGUGUAUGUGUGUAUGUAUGUGCGUACGUGCGUACAUACAUACAUGCGUGCUUGCAGAAGGGUGGAUUGCAUGUGUGGAUGUGGAUGUGGAUGUAUGCCAUUGUAUGGUCUGCGUGGUCGUGUGUGCAAAUAGGAGUUACAGGAAUCGACGACCCGGGUAUUCGGGUUUCGCGGACCUGAUUGGACGGAAACACACCGAGGUGUUGGAGGUUGGUUUGGCCUAUUGGCUGGCAUUCCUGUCUUUUUUUACUUUUUUUCUUCUUCUCUUCACCUACAGUACCUACUACAUGAGGUUACUUUUUUUUCUCUUUGUUAGGCAUGUAACUACUGGUUGGUGGCAUCAAGUAUGUUUGUUGUUGUUGUUGCUGUUGGAAGAUUACGAUGUCUCUGUUGGGCAGAAGUUAGGAGACUAACAGAUGAGCAAGAGAGAGGCGCAAACUGUCUCGAAAGGGAUAUAUUAAUUGGUUAAUAGUUAGUAGAAUAAUUGGAAGAUAUCAAAUCUAAAAAUACAAAUAAGAACAAAAAUAAA